CAGGAGCCAGGUGCGAGAUAACCGUAUGGAGCAUGAGCGCAUGGUUGUUCUUCACAGCAACAGUUACAUCUAUCAACAGAAGCGCCAAGAGGCGGUGACCCGCCUGAGCGCCUGCAAUAGGCUGAGCAAGUUUAAACCACGCCCAGCCUCUACUGUGAUAGGCCAACAGACGGGUUGGAACUGUCUAUCACAGUAUAAAGAAUACUGUUUACAUACAUCUUGUCAGUUCUCUGUUCUGCCCUGCGUGGUAUUACAGUGACCCGCAUAUACGAAAGUUGCAUUUGCCAUUUAUUACUUAGCUAAUAAAAAAUACAUAGUAUAAAAUCGGUGACUCAUUGUCAUAUUUAUCCUGAUACCAGAUUUGAAUUUACGCAACCCUAACAAAGGCUUGAAAAAGACUGUGGAGUUUGCAUGUGGUGAAAUUAAGGAUGUGAAAACGAGAGUGGCAAAAAUUGAAAAAAAUUUGGAACGGGUGGAAAAUAAUAAUAAUGUCUACCAUAGACGUCUCACUGAUCUGGAACAAUAACACAAGAAAAUGGAACCUGAGACUCUACGGCUUGCCAGAAGUGGAGAAUGAAGAUGUAUGAGGAGAGGCUAUCCGUAUCUGCCAAGAAGUUUUGCCUGCAGAGAAGAACAAAGUUGGUGAUACCAUCAACGUUGUGCAUCGCCUCGGCAAGAAGCAACAGCAAAACGAUUCAAGACCCAGGGGUAUCAUCAUCCUAUUCACUACCAGAUUCUACAGGGAUGCUGUCUGGAAAGCUGCUAGGAAGAACGCCUUCCUUCAGAGCCAUGGUCUGCGUUUCGCCGAGCAUCUCAGCCCGGAAGACAUAGAAAGAAGAAACAAGUUGUGGCCAACGAUCAAGAUAGCACGAAGUGAGGGGAAGGAUGCUUACUUCGUCGGAGGACGAGGUUUCAUCAACGGUUCAGAAAUCCAUAUUCCUCCCUAAAAUCUCACCAGAAGGAACAGGUUGAUGGUUUCAGCCAUGGUAUUCUCAUUUUCCUUAUGUGGUUUACCUAACAAGCAUCAGGACCUCCAACAGCCGAAGCUAAGUAGUAACAUUAACAUGAUGCCUUCUAAUUGCAGCCGCUGUGCUCGCCUUACGGCGAGGAUAGCUGUACUGCAAGCCCAGCUUCAGACGCAAUCGUUAGGCAAGGGUAAUUUCAGUGUAGGAAAGGAUGAAACAGCGUCUGUGCCACCAGUAAGUACAGAUAGUAGUAUAAAUCCCCUGGCACAGUCCCCGCAGCCGGACAACUUUCUCACGGUUUCUGGAAGGAAAUGCUGUAGGAACGCUCAACCGGUGUCGCUCAUUCAGCAGACAGAAACUUUCAACCGGUUUUCCCCAUUAAGCAGCGGGUCGGAGUCAGAGACCGAGUCUUCUCUGGUCUCUACUCCUCCCGUUACAAGGUCUGAGACGCCGAAGCUUCCCACCAUUAGCUCUGACAAAUUGAAAACUCUAGUCAUUGGCGACUCCAUUACCCGCAGUAUUAGACUUAAAGCGAAUCAUCCAGCGAUCAUACACUGUUUACCAGGGGGCAGGGCUACCGACGUUAAGGCUAAUCUGAAGAUGGUGCUGGCUAAAGCUAAAACUGGCGAGUGUAGAGAGUAUAGAGAUAUUGUUAUCCACGUCGGCACCAACGAUGUUAGGAUGAAACAGUCAGAGAUCACCAAGCGCAACAUAGCUUCUGCGUGCAUAUCAGCUAGAAAGAUGUGUCGGCAUCGAGUAAUUGUCUCUGGCCCCCUCCCAGUUAGGGGGAGUGAUGAGCUCUACAGCAGAGUCUCACAACUCAAUCGCUGGUUGAAAACUGUUUUCUGCCCCUCCCAAAAGAUAGAAUUUGUAGAUAAUUGGCCCUCUUUCUGGGACUCACCCACAAACAGGACCAAGCCUGACCUGCUGAGGAGUGACGGACUCCAUCCUAGCUGGAGGGGUGCUCUCAUCUUAUCUGCCAACAUAGACAGGGCUCUAACUCCUCUAGCUCCACAAUGAAAUAGGGUGCAGGCCAGGCAGCAGGCUAUUAGCCAGCCUGCCAGCAUAGUGGAGUCUGCCACUAGCAUAGUCAGUGUAGUCAGCUCAGCUAUCACCAU
Messenger RNA from Oncorhynchus keta (chum salmon), 2083 nucleotides. RefSeq lists its product as uncharacterized. The coding region runs from base 972 to 1985 and encodes 337 amino acids. The record is from RefSeq and is a predicted model, not a curated record. The transcript has 2 exons. Lineage: Eukaryota; Metazoa; Chordata; Actinopteri; Salmoniformes; Salmonidae.